UUUAUUUCGAAAAUCUUGGUUACGCGCAAAGUUGGGGUGCUUGUUUGGGCUUCAUAAAUGUUUUGUUUAUGGUGUCUGUAUAGGCCGAUUGUGUGUGUUUAAAGAUUUUGUUGGUAAUUUCAUUUGUUGGUGAUGGGUAAUCAAAUGAGACUGCUAUCUAAACCAGAGACUGACUGUGAGUUUGAAUCUGGUACCGGUAAAGCUUUCACUUAUACAGCAGCUGCUAUGCAGGGAUGGAGAAAGUACCAAGAGGACAGAUAUGUUUGCAUCCCUGAUUUUUAUGAUGGUUGCAGUUUCUUUGGUGUUUUUGAUGGUCAUGGAGGAUCAGAGGUUGCUGAAUUUCUUAAGCGUAGGCUACAUUUAGAAAUUCAGGAUUCCCUUCAAUCAGAAUUUGAUAUAGAGCUUGCUUUGCAUUCUGGUUUUCUGUCAUGUGAUGCCAGUCUUAGAGAACCUGCAAACAUUGCUGAGUUAAAUGAUUUGGUGGAAGAAGAAAACCGAGGUGCUUUACAAAUAUUAAGGAACCAGGAAUCGGUUGAUGCAGACAUGUCUGAAGCUGCAGAGGAGCAAGCUGGCCCUAGUGGUGGAUCUACUUCUACUGAGAAUUUGUAUAAUGCUGGAAGUGGAGCGGUCAAUCAAGUUUUUUUUCAAGGUAUUAUUCCCAGUUCCAGCCCAGAAAAUGAAAACUCUCAACAAGAUGCUGAAGAAAUGAUGCAAGUUGAAAGGCCACUACACUAUUUGUUAUCUGAUGAUAUUGAACCUUCAGAUCCUGGCGAUGAAGAUUACGUUGAGGCUGAGGAAAUCUCUAGUGCAAGUGAAGAAAGUGCUGAAAGCGAAGAAGAAGAAACCAACAUUUCUCCUGAAGAGUUUUUCAAUCAAGAGCCUGGCUUCCUAAGUGGAUCAACGGCCACAGUUGCUGUCAUACGGCAAAAUAGAAUAUAUGUUGCCAAUGCUGGAGACUCCAGAUGUGUUUUGUCUCGUAAAGGUCGUGCUGUAGAUUUAUCUUUGGAUCAUAAACCAGAUGAUCCGGAAGAGCGAGCUCGUAUUAUUGGUGCUGGAGGAUCAAUUUCUGAGGAUGGGCGUGUUAAUGGUUGUUUGAAUCUUUCCCGUGCUUUUGGCGAUUUUAAAUUUAAAGGUAAUUCUUUGGAACCAUCUCAGCAGUGUAUCACUGCAGAGCCAUUUAUCAAAUCUAUUGAUAUUGAAAGCGAGGAUGAUUUUCUUAUAAUUGCAUCAGAUGGAAUAUGGAAUUCUAUGUCCAGUCAAGAUGUAGUGGAUUACAUAAACGUAAGACUUCAAGAUGGACGUUGUGAUUUAGAGGAAAUUUGUGAAGAAAUGUUUAGAUUAAUUCUUGCACCAGACACGGAUAACGAUGGCAGUGGUUGUGAUAAUAUGUGUUGUAUCAUUGUAAAAUUUAACAAGAAAGGUAACUCUUCUUUUAUCUACAAAGCUUCUGUGUCAAAUGAAGUUAAGUCCUCGGAUGGUUCCUUGAAACAAGAAGGGGAAAAUGUAAAUACCCCAACUUGUGGUACUGCUGAUCAAAUGACUACAAACAUCUCAGAAAAAAUUUCUCCUGUUGAUGAAAAAAGUAUUCACCAAAGUAAUCAGGGGUCACAUUUGACAGCUCAGUAUUCCAAUCAUUAUAUGCAGCAUUUAGAGAAUUCUGGAUGGAUUGAUUUCUCUAUACAACAAAGGAAAAGUACAAAUUUCAUUGCAAAAUUAUUGAUUGAUUCUUUUUGAUGGAGUUAAUGAGGAGUUCGUGGCCCAGGAAAGCAAAAUAAAGAAAAUUGCAACAGAUUUUUCACAAAAGGAUAUGCAGUGUUCAGUAUGUUCUUUCAGACAAAAAGAAACUUGAGAGUCUUGAGACUAUUGUUCCUUAUUUUUUGGAAGAUAUAUUGAUCUCUCUUGAAAAGGAUCGAAGUAUGAAAAAACUUUUAAAAUUUGAUCAUCUUGUGGUCACAUAUUCUACUUAUAAUUAUGGGGAACAAAUUGCUCAUAAUUUAAAGGAUAUUCAACUUAAAGGAGUAUUUCUAUAAUUCCAGGCAAACAACAUUGUAAAUUUGGCAGACAGUGAUUGCAAGAUAUAAUGAUGUUUAAGUAUUGAAAUGUUAUCAUAUUGAUUUAUUCUCAUCAUUUGCAUUGAAGCUUCUCAAGAAGCUUGAAUUGUAAAGAAGAAAAAAUGAAAAUGGUUUUUAGAGAUUCCAUAAGAGCAGAAAUAUGUGAGAACAUUUGCAACCAUUUGUUUCAUCAGAAAACUUUCAUCUCCAUGAGAUUUAUGCGAGUAUUGUAUUUUUUAUGCACAAUUUAAUGACUUGUCAUUUAAAGAAUGGAUAAUUAAUAAAAUUUUAUUAAUGUAAA
Messenger RNA from Argiope bruennichi, 2352 nucleotides. RefSeq names its product protein phosphatase ppm-1.G-like. NCBI's taxonomy places the organism in Eukaryota, Metazoa, Arthropoda, Arachnida, Araneae, Araneidae. The record is from RefSeq and is a predicted model, not a curated record. Gene Ontology annotation, biological process: protein dephosphorylation. The transcript is spliced from 12 exons. Gene Ontology annotation, molecular function: cation binding; protein serine/threonine phosphatase activity. Bases 133 to 1734 code for a protein of 533 amino acids.